AUGAAGAUACUGUGUAAACAGGUGCAUCAUGAAAACAGGAUAGUCUAAAAAACUUCUUCAUAAAAGAAGGAAUCACAAGGAUUACAAUAAUGAGAAGGUUAUUAAACAAGUUUCUGGUAGCUGUGGUGCUGUGGGCAGGUACCAGGUCCUGCUGAAAGUGAACCUGGAUCUCCAUAAAGCCUCUCAGCAAAUGAAGCCUGAAGGUCUCUAAAUGCUGGACUUCAGCACCUUGGAUUCUGGGCCUUUCUGGUCUCUCUCCAGACUCUCAACAAUGACACCGUUGUUGUUACUCAUGGGUGUUUUUGUUUGCUCAGGCUCCGUCUAAAGAUGCAGUGAGAGACGUUUGUGUUCAGAGCCACAGAGGUCCGAGUCGACGGCUGACCGAGACCACAGCAGCUACACUCAGCAUCCCUGCUGCUCAGGCUGCCCAGGUAAAACACACACACUCACACACCAUGGAUGGUGCUGUGAGAUACAGCUGAUAGUUUCCAGAAGUUGCUCAAAAAACACCAAAAAUAUGUGACCAAUAUUUAGUUCUGUUACUGUGAAGCGCACUGAGCCAAAGCACACAUAAAAACACACAGAAAAAGUCUUUGUGUUGUUCUUUCAGCUGGUCGAGUCCCUCCAUGUUCUGUCUCAUCACAUCCUCUUCUACAACCUGAGCUCUCCAGAGCAGAUCCUCGCUCACAACCAAACAGGUAAAAAGGUGAGUCUCUGAGAAGGAAAGAUGGAAGAGGUUCGGCACUCAGAGAGAGACUGUGUGAGCUAACAGUUCAACAGUUUCAGGAUAAAGUUCCUGAGUGGAUUUCAUCAUCUACAGUUCAUCAUAUCAUUCAAAGACUCAGAGGAUCUGGAGAAAUCUCUGUUCUAAAGGGGGACAAGGACCAAAACCAGGACUGGAUGGUGCUGCAAAUCAUACAAAUCAUCAAAAUCAGUUUUUAUCGACAUUAUACGUCUAUCAGCGUCCAAACAGUCCUCUUCUCAUUUGUCAGCUGAAUAUAAUGUCGCUUCAGGUUGUCAUGAUAUUUAAUGUUUGUAUCUGCUGUUUUUUUUCAGUGCUACAUGGAGAACAGAAGCUGUCAGUGACCAAAGUGAGUCUGACUCAGAUACAGAGUUUUAUCGUUGUUUUAGGGUUGCAAAGGGGCGCAAGAUUUCCACAAACUUUCCACGGGAAUUAAAGGUGGGGUGGACAGGAUUCUGUUAAAGAAGCAUCUUUUUUUUUGGUGUAUUUACAAAAAAUCUUCUAAUAUCAGUCAAUAGUUAUUAGUUAUUGAUGACAUUUGGUAAUAUAACGAUAUCUCUGUGUUCUCUUAUGUCUGUGUCGUCAACAUUUGAACAUUUCUGAGCGGUCCGCUCUUUCUGACUGUAAACAAAGCCGUUCUCCACCUCCUCCAACCUGCUCUAAUCUGUGUGUGUGUGUGUGUGUGUGUGUUUUCAGUCUCUCUUCCUCAGCUGAAGGAGUUGGACUGGAGAGUCGACAUGGUUACCGGGUCAGACUCAGUCAGUCGGAUGUCGGUCCCGACUUGCCUGGUUCAGCUCAAGGUGAGCUCCGACCUGAACCUGAAUGAUAAAGAAUCUGGGAUCCAGUUUGGGACCUGAUCUCUAGUCUCUGUUUAUGUAGGCUGAGUCGUAUCAGCCAAUCAGGUGUCAGCAGGUUUUGGUGUUGGCAGGAUAGUCAGUCAGUAUGGAGAGCAAAAACAGGCAGAACACAGUCCACUGUAAUGGCAUCACAGGUUAUAAUCUGGUUUGUGUUUCAGAUUGAGGAUCCUUCAGUGAGCGGUGAUUCGGUCUCCACAGUGACGGUGGAGCUGAGCCGAGAGUCUCUGGACACCAUACUGGACGGACUGGGACGUAUCAGAGACCAGCUGUCAGUGGUUGCUGGGAAAUGA
Molecule: messenger RNA, 1889 nt
Organism: Xyrichtys novacula (pearly razorfish)
Lineage: Eukaryota; Metazoa; Chordata; Actinopteri; Labriformes; Labridae
Source: the annotation of a GenBank genome assembly